GUGGAUUCUGAGUUAUCGCACUCCAGAGUUUUCCUUUGUGGCAGUCUCUCCGCAAGUCCGCGACAGAGAAACAGCACUUUAUUUCGUCCCCCAUGCUUAAAAAAAAUAAACUGUCAAGUAUUGAAUACAUAGCGUCAAUUGUGACUCGACGGACCAUAAUUGGCGAAUGAACACGCGGCCGAGGGUAACCGGUAUACCGUUUGCGCCAUGUUUGCCCCUCUUCCUACUUCUCACUUCUCACCCGUCCCUAUCCUAUUUAUCUUUCUAGUUACCCGAAGUCAUGAACUUAUCAAACCACCACCAUCAAUCUCGCAGAACGUACAGAAAGCGUUCCUCAGUUUCAAGAAUGUCGUCCGACACAGUACACACUCUCCCUGAGUACUCGGCUCCGCUCAAUUGGAGUAAAACAUCCAAUUCGGCGUUCUAUACAGGAAACGAGUCGGAUAGACCGCCUGACUACCCUGAUAGUGAGGAGGCAGACGCAGACACUGAGGAGCAAGCUGUUGCCUUCCCUCCACAACGUUGUCAACUCAAUUCACCACGACGCACAGCACCUUACACACGUAGACGAAAACGCCAGUCAGUCUCUGUCCCAGCAGCCGACCCAUUCCUCGACUCGCUGCUUGAACGCAGUGUACAUGCACUUGAGAUGUCAAAUGUACUCAUGCAGAGCUCAAUCUCCACUCAAUGCAGUCUUUCGGCCUUGCUUUCAUCCGAGGUAGCACCAGACCGUUCUCUCGAGGUUCGCGCGAGGAACCUUUCAACUCGAAUCAGAUUGAACAGCGGUGUCCAUGGCACAUGGAUGGCACAUCUCGAAGAGAUAUCGAAAGGUGUGGAUGGUCUGUUUAACGAAGAGGUUAGAGACAUCGGUCCAGUCAUGCCGGACGAGCCCGCGAUUAGCCAGAGUCUUCCCACAUCAAAUAUCAGGGAUUUGCGGAAUAGGAGGAGACCGUCACUACUGGAGCUCAACGGCUCAUGCUCGAGCGCUUCACAGCUUCAAUUCUCGCUUCCGAAACGUGAUUUCCUCGUUGCACCUGCCCCUAGGGCACUCACCCAGUAUGUCGAAUCAACAGCUGAUCCAGGCAUGAUAAUUUUGCCCUCCACCUUGGGGUUACGGGCCUCUGCUUCAUCGCACUCAACUGAUUGGCAGGAUCACACCUUGGUCAGACAGCCGGAGCUUCAGUCCUCACAGUCUUUACCUGUGUUAUCGGGACAGCCUCUGGAAAUUCCCACUCCAGCGUACAGUCUCCUCUCCAAUAUAGUGAUGCGCUCAGAGUCAGCCACACCUCCACCAACUGAUACAUCGUCCCCUCGUACCUUCAUACCACGGCGUGGUUCAACGAGCACAUGCAGCACUGAACGAGGAUCGAGAUUUUCCAAGUCCCCUUGCUCACUCCAAUUAUCCCCUGAUCGCAAUUGCAAUCGCAAGCCAGAGUCUGCAUCCCGAUCUCACUCCACGACGCCUAGACGACCCGUAACCCCUCUUCCCCGCGUAAUGACUCCACCCAUCGAGGAGCUUUCUCCUGCUUCAUCAGAUUCAUCAGAUCACCCUACUGGCUACCGCACCGUUCAGUCUCUCCGCAAAAUCCUUGAUGAACAGUCACCCUCCACCUCCCUCAACUCUCCCCCUCGAAAAGAUCGUAAACAAAGUCGGUCGCCCAAUUUCAUGCCUGUCACUCCCGUCCCCGCCCCGGUUGCUGGUACAUCCACUGCGACUGCCUCUAUAUCCCGUCUUUUCACGAAGAGCAGACAUUCAUCCUCUACGCGUCCUCCUUCCCCACCUACACAUUCAUCCUUGAAGGCGCCCUCUGUGCCCCCAACACCUCGUUCAUCGCCAAGUAUAGGCAGCCUCUCGGAUAUGUUUGGAAACGGCGUGGCCAAAGCCCUCAGGAGUAAUCCCCCCUCAGGCUUGUCAACGCCUAAGCGCAUCAGCUUUGCGGAGCUCCCAGAGUCGUAUGCAAGCUCACGUCCAGGAUCUUCUAAAAUCUCGGACAAGCGGAAGAACAGGAGCAGAAAGCGCAAGGGGAAAGACGAAGAAGAGGGGGAGACACUUGGGUGGUUUGAGAGGUUGUUCAUUGGAGGGCCUAUGAGCACGAAUUCUGCACGGACCGAUGAUCGUAUGGAGGAACGCAUUUCACGAGGGUGGGGGAGUCGACCUGGAGGCGGGACGUUAGAUGAUUGGGCGGUAUAAAGUCAAUAUUGGUCGGAAUCGGGGGGAUCAGUUAUGGAAGUGUAUAUGAACAUGUUUUUAUCUCCUUUUUGCUUUACUUUUCGCGACGAUGGUCUUGUCAUGAUUUUUGUACGUAUUUUUAUGACACGCUCACUGAUCUUACUUAUAUACCGCACACUGCUAGUGUUCACAUUGUCCAUGCAUGUACUUCAAGUGACUGAGCACUGUACCCUUGAAAUGUCUCAAUAUCACACGCUGAUUGAA
Suillus subalutaceus is the source of this 2434-nucleotide messenger RNA. RefSeq lists its product as uncharacterized. The transcript has a single exon. The coding region runs from base 281 to 2191 and encodes 636 amino acids. The record is from RefSeq and is a predicted model, not a curated record. NCBI's taxonomy places the organism in Eukaryota, Fungi, Basidiomycota, Agaricomycetes, Boletales, Suillaceae.